This is a messenger RNA of Alternaria alternata, 1470 nucleotides long. Its product is annotated as DNA repair family protein. Bases 405 to 1403 code for a protein of 332 amino acids. Lineage: Eukaryota; Fungi; Ascomycota; Dothideomycetes; Pleosporales; Pleosporaceae. Gene Ontology annotation, biological process: DNA repair. The record is from RefSeq and is a predicted model, not a curated record. The transcript has a single exon.
CGUUCUUCAUCAUUUGACCUGGAUCAAAUUAAAGCUCGUCGUUCGAUACCUCGCAAUCGCGUUCUUGACAGAGCUUGGCAAAUUCACAGUCGUCGUGCACAAGACUUACGAUACGCUAAAGUCCUCGCCCUUGUUCAACUGUCUCGCCACGCUGGAGCAGCUCGUCAAUCUCAUCUUUCAAAGCGCUUUGACACGCUUAUCCUCUACCCAGCGCAUCUCAACUGGAGAUAUUGGGGAGAAUCCGCAUCCAUUGCAGCAGAUUUCACUCGUCGAAGCCGAGGUGCCUUGGUGGGCAAAACCAAGUGUUGUGUAUCGCAAGGGGAUCAUCAAAGUUGCUCAGUCGAGCUGUACUUGGAGGAAGACCUGCUCGGGUGUGGCACACCGUGCACGUAAGACCUCUGAUCAUGAAGCGAGGUGCCCUCGAUUCUUUCUUCAAACGUCCUGAGCCUAAGAAACCCAAAUAUGAAGCAACUUCGCAAAAGUCUAGCCAUGCAUCCUACCCCUUGGCCAUUCCGUACCUGCCCACUUCAUUCACGGAGCAGUUGGGGUUCGCUCCUGCCGAGGAGGGGAAGAUCAUGAACGAUCAGCUGGAUCUGGACCUCGUGUACUAUCAGCCUUAUGUCCCUUCCGCCAUCGCACCGGGACUUUUUGAGUUUCUUCGACAGGAACUCCCGUUCUACCGUGUCCAGUACAAGAUCACCCGCGGAGGAGUGCAAACUCAGAUCAAUACUCCACGGUUCACUACUGUCUUCGGUGUUGAUGAUACGUCCCGCUUUGCCCUCGACGGUAGUAUCGUAGAUGCAAAGACGGGGAAGCCAGUUGAGAAGAACCGAUACAAGUGCGCGCCUCGUCCGAUUCCACAGUGUUUGGAGGAACUGAGAAAGGUGACGGAGGGCACCACUGACGAGACGUUCAAUUUCUGCCUUGUCAAUUACUACGCGGAUGGGAAAGACAGUAUAUCAUACCACUCGGAUGAUGAGAGAUUUCUCGGCCCCAACCCAGCAAUCGCAUCUUUCAGUCUUGGUGCAAAGCGCGACUUUCUGAUGAAGCACAAGCCUAUCCCUCCCAAAGAGGGCGUUGUGAUAGAAGAGCCAAAGGGAAUCAAGCUGCCCUUGGGAUCCGGAGAUAUGGUAUUGAUGCGUGGCAAAACGCAAGCGAAUUGGCUUCACAGUAUACCGAAGCGCGCAGGCCCGGAGGCGGGCAAGGGGAGGAUCAAUAUUACCUUCAGGAAGGCGAUGAUCAAAGGUGGUACGGAAAACUACUACCAGUACAAUGUCGGCACUGGGGAAGUGCACAAGUGGGAUGCGAAGCUUGAGAAGAUGGUGUCCUGGUCGACGGCGACGGAAACCAUAGCGACUGAAAGUGCUCCUGUUGAUGGCGCUGGAGCAAGUAAUAGAGCUUAAUGGACUAUAGGGAUUGGUUCAGGUAAUUUUGACGACUAAAACAAACAAAUGUUAGCAUCAUGAUCUA